This is a messenger RNA of Osmerus eperlanus (European smelt), 1090 nucleotides long. RefSeq names its product major intrinsically disordered NOTCH2-binding receptor 1-like. The coding region runs from base 1 to 618 and encodes 205 amino acids. The transcript has 3 exons. Lineage: Eukaryota; Metazoa; Chordata; Actinopteri; Osmeriformes; Osmeridae. The record is from RefSeq and is a predicted model, not a curated record.
AUGGACAUUUCAGUUCUUCCCAACAACAAUCACCCAGAGAAGUUCCUUCAGCUGGACGUGGGGAUGUUGCCCUCUACACAUGGGAUGUUUCAGGUUGGGGCAGCCAUGACAGGGCAGAGGCACUGGCACAAUAGGGUCUAUUCACAGAGGGGUCGAGGGGGUUUGAGUGACCAACGAAGGGUCCAUGUUGAGAGAAGAUCUUCCCCCUCUCCAGAUGGUAGUCCUGUUGUUUUCAUGGACAGGUACCUGGAAAAGCACAUCACCCCAGUUACCUUCAAAACCAACAUUAAGAGGAAUCCACUGUACAUGGACAUCCGGACUGUAGACUCAGGGGAAACCCAGAAGUCCAAACCCUCAUGGACAAUACAGGAGUAUGACAGACACUCUAUCCAUGCCAACCUAGCAGACUACAUGAAGGAAGAAAAGACUCCAAAGGAUCUUGACUUCUGGCUAGAGGAUCUCUACACGCCCGGAUAUGAUUCCUUACUCAAGAAGAAGGAGGCAGAACAAAAACGAAAAAAGAUGUGCAAAGUAGUUAGCUGGAUUAUUCUGUCAAUCUGUGUGAUCAUUGUUAUCAUCACAGUCCCGAUUAUGAUCUCAAAGAGAAAUAAUAACUGAUGUGCAAAAUCUGCCAAGGUACAAUAAAAUGCAUCCCAAAAGUCAAAUUUGUGCAAAGCAAUAGCCAUAUGCGUACUCUCAUACCUAUAAACAAUAAGACAAUAACUAUAUUAGCAUAUGGCCUAUUUCAGUAUUCAGAAUAAACCCUGUCCACAUGCAAUCCCUAGACCAGAACCCUUCUGUUGAUAGAUUGUUAAAUAGGUAAUUCCAAUCCAGUUCCCCAAGAUUGACACAUAGACAGACAGGUCUCUACUAUGCUGUAGCAUCAUAUUGGAAGUUGUAUGAGGGGUGGCCAACUAUUUAGUUUGCUCUUUUUCAUCUAAUUUGCUCUUUUUCAAACAUUACAGUGGAAAUCAAAUGUUUGGGCUUGGUCUCAUUUUAAAAUAAAGAUUUAAACAAUUUUGUACAUUUAGAAUGUGUAUUUGCUGUUUUUAAGUACAUCACAAAUUCAGAAUAUUACCAAUACUUUCAG